AUGAAAAAGCAGUACAGCGUCUUUGACUACUACAAGGAUGAGGGCUGUGCGCAGCGUAUUGCUCGACAUCCGGUGUUCGACAACGUGACGAUUUUGGUUGUGAUUGCCAACUCGAUUUGGCUGGGUGUAGAUGCAGACAUGAAUCAAGAGGCCAUCCUUUUCAAUGCCCAUCCAGUGAUUAUUGCUGGAGAGAACUUCUUUUGCAUCUACUUCACGCUGGAGAUCAUCAUCCGUUUCUUGGCCUUCCAGCGGAAGUUGAACGCCUUCAAAGAUCCUUGGACGGAUUGCGCUGUUGAUUUUUGGUUUAGCUUCGACCUUUGCUUGGCCAUCCUCAUCAUUGUGGAAGCUCAGCUGGGUCAGGAGACCUGGGUCACACCGGUCGUGCUGCUGAUGGCCGGUGGCUCCUCUGGCCUCCCCGAGGGCACCGUCCUGCUACGGCUCAUUCGCCUGGUGAGGCUGGUGCGCUUGACGCGGCUCACGCGUUUGUUGCGCUCCUUCCCUGAGCUGAUGAUCAUCGUCAAGGGUCUCGCCUUUGCAGCCAGGUCGGUGUGUGUGUUCUCCUUGCUGUGGGCAAUCAUCACCUAUGCCUUCGCAAUCAUCCUCCGACAGCUCACAGAGGGUUCCGCCAUUGGCACCACCUUCUUCAGCUCUGUGCCUGAGUCCAUCAACACCCUGCUGCUACCGGCAGUGUUUGGAGCCAAUGCAGAUGUCAUCAACAGCAUCACCGCUGGAAAUCCUGGACUGUGGCCCAUCAUGGUCUUCUUCAUGGCCUUGGUCUCGGUGACGAUCAUGUACAUGUUGCUGGGCGUUUUGGUGGAUGUGCCACUCGGGCGGAUAUGGUCCAUGGGCAGGAUUGGUGCGGUGGCAUCCACAGAGAAGCAGAAGAUCGAAAUUACUUACAUCGUGGGGCAGCUCCGGGAGGAACUCGAGAAGCUGGCGAUCGUGCCUGAGGCCAUGGAAUUGAACCAAGCGGACUUCCAGAAGUUAGUUCUGGAGCCGGGCAUCGUCCGCGUCAUGCACGAGGCAGGCGUGAACGUCGAUGUGUUGGCUGAAAUGCUCGACUUGGUUUGGGAGGACGCCACCGCCAAGACGCAGAAUAUGGGUUUUUCGGACUUGGUGAACAUGGUCCUUGGCAUGAGGGGAUCUAAUCCAGCCACGGUAAAGGACUGCAAAGAGCAGAUCCGGGUCACCAACUCCCUCAUCAAACGUUGCUUCGACUCCUUGUACGACGAGCUGGAUGAGCGCUUCCAGCAGAUGCGCACGGAGAUUCAGAACAGCCUGGAGCAUCGGCGCUGUUGUCGCGCCGCCUUUUCGGGGGCUGGGGAGGUUCUGAUAGACACGUCCCAAGACAUUGACGCUGAAGGGGAUUUUGCAUGGAUUUCCCACAUGACCGUUUCCAAUUUACGGUAA
Molecule: messenger RNA, 1410 nt
Organism: Durusdinium trenchii
Lineage: Eukaryota; Dinophyceae; Suessiales; Symbiodiniaceae
Source: the annotation of a GenBank genome assembly